UCUCAUCCUUGGGGGACAACAACCCAGAAUAGGUCUCGUCCGAGCCCACCACGCACUCCGUGCAACCCCAGCGCCGGGGGAUCAGCCACGUGAUAUCAUCUGCUGCUUGGAUAACUUUAACCUCAAGGAAGAGAUUCUACGCAACGCCCGCCGAAUUGGCCACAUCAGGCUGGAUGACCAAGUAGUGACGGUCUACCAAGACCUCUCCCGCUAUACACUGCAAGCCAGGAAGACCCUCCGACCAGUAACAGCAGCACUCCAGGCAGCGG
Pelobates cultripes (western spadefoot toad) is the source of this 269-nucleotide messenger RNA. The record is from the annotation of a GenBank genome assembly. Lineage: Eukaryota; Metazoa; Chordata; Amphibia; Anura; Pelobatidae.